CCCGGGAGCCCGGGAGCCCGGGAGCCCGGGCCGGCCCCGCCCCCGCUCCCUUUAACUAGCCGCGUUCCGCGUCCCCCCUCGGCCCGCCGCCAUGGAGCCCCCCGCGGAGCCCGGGGCCUCGACGGAGGAGAACUACUUCGUGCACUACACCUUCAAGGACCGCUCCCACUCGGGCCGCGUGGCCCAGGGCAUCCUGAAGCUGUGCCUGGAGGAAGAGCUCUUCGCCGACGUCACCGUCUCGGUGGAAGGCCGCGAGUUCCGGCUGCACCGGCUGGUGCUGUCGGCCCAGAGCUGCUUCUUCAGGUCCAUGUUCACGUCGAACCUGCGCGAAGCCCACAACCGCGUGAUCGUGCUGCGGGACGUGAGCAAGGCCGUGUUCCAGCUGCUGGUGGACUACAUCUACCACGGCGCCGUGCGGCUGCGCGCCGACCAGCUGCAGGAGAUCUACGAGGUGGCCGACAUGUACCAGCUGACCUCGCUGUUCCAGGAGUGCUCCCGCUUCCUGGCCCGCACCGUGCACGCCGCCAACUGCCUGCAGGUGCUCUGGCUGGCCGACCGGCACAGCGACCCCGAGCUCUACGCCGCCGCCAAGCACUGCGCCCAGACCCACCUGGCCCGGCUGCGCGACGCCGACGAGUUCCUGCAUCUGCCCCACCACCUGCUCUCCGACAUCAUCAAAGAUGGAGUUCCACGUUCCCAGAACCCAUCGGAGGCGAUAGAGACCUGGGUCAACUUCAACAAAGAAGAGCGAGAGAGUUUUUCAGAAUCACUCAGGUCCAGCUUAAAGGAAAUCGGAGAGAAUGUACACAUUUACCUGAUUGGGAAGGAAUCAUCUCGUACCCAUUCCUUGGCCGUCUCCCUACGCUGUGUGGGGGAUGACUCUAUCAGUGUAAGUGGCCAGAACAGUUUGUGCCACCAGAUCACAGCAGCCUGCAAGCAUGGUGGUGACCUGUAUGUGGUGGGGGGGUCAAUCCCCCGCCGAAUGUGGAAAUGCAACAAUGCAACUGUGGACUGGGAGUGGUGUGCUCCCUUGCCCCGGGACCGACUUCAGCACACCCUGGUUUCUGUGCCUGGAAAAGAUGCCAUCUACUCCUUAGGUGGCAAGACCCUGCAGGAUACCCUUUCCAAUGCUGUCAUCUAUUACCGAGUGGGAGACAAUGUCUGGACAGAGACUAGCCAGCUGGAGGUGGCGGUAUCGGGGGCUGCUGGGGCCAAUCUCAAUGGGAUCAUCUAUUUGCUAGGGGGUGAGGAGAACGACCUGGAUUUCUUCACAAAACCUUCUCGGCUCAUCCAGUGCUUCGAUACGGAGACGGAGAAAUGCCACGUGAAGCCCUACCUGCUGCCCUUUGCAGGCCACAUGCAUGCCACUGUGCACAAGGACCUGGUGUUCAUCGUGGCAGAGGGGGAUUCCCUAGUGUGCUACAACCCGCUGCUGGAUAGCUUUACCCGGCUCUGCCUUCCGGAGGCCUGGAGUUCAGCCCCCUCCCUCUGGAAGAUUGCUAGCUGCAAUGGCAGUAUUUAUGUUUUCCGGGACCACUACAAAAAGGGGGAUGCCAAUACCUACAAGCUGGACCCUGCCACCUCGGCUCUCACAGUCACCAGUGGCAUCAAGGUGUUGCUCACCAACCUGCAGUUUGUAUUGGCCUGAAACCCUGGAGAAGGGAGUAGAUACCUGCUCUGCCCUCCUUUUUCCUGGGCCACUUCCUUCCCUUCCUUCCUCUAGCCUCAGCCUCCUGUUCCAAGGAAUCCUAGCUCUAAGACCACUCUGCUUCCUUCUGCUACUCACCUUAGGCAAUUUCCUUUCGCAAGCUGGAGUAGGCUUCCUCUGGGCUUUUUACACAGAGGCAUCUCAGACCCUUAAGGGUUGUUCGAAAUGCCCAUGCACACGUGUGCUUGGUUGAUACAGAGCAGCUCCUGAAUCUCUUUGGCACAGCCUUCCCUCUAGGGCCCAGGGAUAGAAGGGAUGCUGUUUCUUUUUGAACUGAAGAAAACCAAGAAUUUAGUUUUCCUUCAGGCUCUGAUCUAUGGUUUUAGUGAGGGAUUCACCCUCAGCUAGGCUUGGCUGCUCUUUAGGGACCACAGUGAAGAUCUAGAAUUCUGGGAAUUCCCUCUGGUCUCUUCUCAUUUGUCAGAGUAAAUGGCACUUAUUUCUAAGUUGCCUCCAUAACUAUGUUUUGGGGCAAAGAUUUUGUUUCUGAACCAUAGCAGAAACUUGUUUUUGUAAUAUGGAAAUAGCCCGUGUUCUUGUAGAGGCUGUGAACCCAGGCCUGUUCUUAUAAUAAAAAGUCUUUGGGUGGGA
Dromiciops gliroides (monito del monte) is the source of this 2299-nucleotide messenger RNA. RefSeq names its product kelch repeat and BTB domain containing 4 (gene KBTBD4). The transcript has 3 exons. The coding region runs from base 92 to 1648 and encodes 518 amino acids. NCBI's taxonomy places the organism in Eukaryota, Metazoa, Chordata, Mammalia, Microbiotheria, Microbiotheriidae. Gene Ontology annotation, molecular function: protein binding. The record is from RefSeq and is a predicted model, not a curated record.